AUGCAUCGAUGCAGUUUGGCGGUGAUUCGCUGCGCGACGAGAGCGCCGAGAUAUUUGCGCUUCAAGACCUUCGCGCCGUCGACUAGCCUUAGUUUGCAGUUCACAAAUGUUCAGAAGCGAUUUUAUAGCAGCAACAAUAAUAAUAAUAAUGAUGAGCCGAUAAGUGCACAAGAGGAGAAUGCGUUGGAGAUCAUUUCCAAAGAUUUUACUGGAAUGUCAACAAUUCAAGUUCCCGCUGAGUACCCGAUUGUGCCGAUUUUGGCGAUCAAUCGAUAUCCAUUAUUUCCGGGAUUCAUCAAAAAAGUCGAUAUUGUGAAAGACGAGAACCUUAAAGCAUUAAUUCGCAAGCAGCUGAAACUCAAUCAGCCGUAUGCUGGAGUUUUCGUGAAGAAAGAUGAUGAAAAUAAGGCUGAAACUGUCUCGUCGCUGUCGGAGAUUUAUAAAACUGGCUCAUUCGUCCAGAUUAUCGAGGUUCGGGACCAGGGAAGUGUUAUGGAAUUGGUGCUCAGUGCUCACAGAAGAAUUCGAGUUUUGGAGCCGGUCGAUGAAUCUCAACAUGUUGCUCAAGUGAAUGCGACUCAAGGAGCAGCGCUGAAUGGAAGGCGGGCUAGAGGGAAACGAGCUGUUGGUGGUUUCCCUACACCACCGCCAUCUCCGCCACCAGUCGCACCCAGCACAGAAGCGGCAACAUCGUCGAAGCCGGACGAAGAAGCUUCGAAAGAUGAUAAGAAGAAGAUUGUCUUGGUCCGCACUGAAAAUGUGACGAGCGAGCCGGUUCAGAAGAAUAACGAGACGAAGGCGACGAUGAUGGCGAUUGUGCAGACGAUUCGAGAUGUCGUGCAGUUCAAUCAGCUAUUCGGACAACAAAUCAAUUUGCUAUUGCACCCAUCGCAGAAUGUCAUCGAUAAUCCGGUGUAUCUUUGCGAUCUCGUCGCCACAUUGGUGCAAUCGGCUGACACAAAAGAGCUUCAGGAAAUGAUGGACGAGCCGGAUGUUGUGAAACGGCUGAAUAUUGCGCUGCUGCUGAUUCAAAAAGAGAAGACUGUUGCGAAACUCAAGCAUGAUAUUAAUAAGGAUGUCGAGAAGAAGGUUCAGGAUCAUCAUCGAAAAUAUUUAUUGAAUGAGCAGCUGAAAGUGAUCAAGAAGGAGCUGGGAAUCGAGAAGGACGAGAAAUCGACGAUCAUCGAGAAAAUGGACGAGAGAGUGAAAUCGUUGCAAGUGCCUGAAUACGCGAUGAAAGUGAUCAAUGAGGAGAAGCAGAAGCUUCAAUUCCUCGAUCCCCAUUCGAGUGAAUUCAGUGUGACGAGGAACUAUCUCGACUGGCUGACUUCGGUUCCUUGGGGUUUGACCUCGGAGGAGAAUCGCCAUUUGGGCAAAGCCAAGAAGGCGUUGGAUGAGGGACAUUAUGGAAUGAAGGAUGUGAAGGAGAGGAUCCUUGAAUUCAUUGCUGUCAAUAUGUUGAAGCAGAAUAUUGGUGGUAAGAUCUUAUGCUUCCAUGGACCGCCGGGAGUCGGAAAGACAAGUAUCGCCAAAUCGAUUGCAGCAGCUUUGAAUAGACAGUAUUUCCGAUUCUCUGUUGGUGGAAUGACCGAUGUUGCGGAGAUCAAAGGACACCGAAGGACGUAUGUUGGAGCAAUGCCAGGAAAAAUGAUUCAGUGUCUGAAGAAGGUGAAAACUGAGAAUCCGCUUGUGUUGAUUGACGAGGUUGACAAGAUCGGUGGAGCUGGAUUCCAUGGAGAUCCGGCGUCGGCUUUGCUCGAAUUGCUUGAUCCUGAACAGAACGCCAACUUCAAUGAUCAUUUUCUUGAUGUUCCUGUGGAUUUGUCAAGAGUGCUGUUUAUUUGUACCGCAAAUGAGAUUGGCAAGAUUCCGGGACCAUUGAGAGAUCGAAUGGAGAUGAUCGAUGUUAGCGGAUAUCUGGCGGAGGAGAAGAUCGAGAUUGCCAAUCACUAUUUGAUCCCGCAGGCUCGGGAACACACAUCAUUGACGGAAAACCAACUUAAAAUUGAGCAAUCUGCUCUUGAGGAGCUCAUCAAGCAUUAUUGUAGGGAGUCGGGUGUGAGAAACUUGCAGCAGCAUAUUGAACGAGUGUUCCGAAAAGCGGCUCUUCAAAUCGCCGAGCAACAAUGCGACGAGGAGCCAGUGAAAGCGACGAGCGCUGUCGCGCAAAACACCACGGAAGCGGUUGAAACGGUGCCGACGCCAACCGAAUCAACCGUCGAGCAGAUUGUGGUCACCAAGGAGAAUCUGAAGAAGUUCGUCGGCAAGCCGAAAUUCACAUCGGAUCGUAUGUAUGAGGUGACGCCACCGGGUGUCAUUAUGGGUCUCGCGUGGACAUCGAUGGGCGGCUCGGCGUUGUACAUUGAAACGGUACUCAAAAGGCCGGUGGAUUUGAAGAGCGAAAAAGAUGGAACGGUGGAGACGACUGGUAAUCUUGGUGAUGUCAUGAAGGAGAGUGUGAGGACUGCGUUGACGGUUGCCAAGGGAAUGCUGGCCAAGAUCGAUCCGGAGAAUUUGUUCCUGGAAAAAGCGCACAUUCAUAUUCAUGUUCCUGAGGGAGCUACACCUAAAGACGGACCAUCGGCUGGAGUGACGCUGGUUUCCUCGCUGCUCUCGUUGGCGUUGAAUAGAAGCGUGUGCCAGGACAUGGCGAUGACCGGCGAGAUUUCAUUGACCGGCAAGGUGCUGCCGGUCGGCGGAAUUCGAGAGAAGAUUAUUGCGGCUCGCCGAGUUGGCGCAAAACGCGUGUUCUUGCCGUUCGAGAAUCAGCGAGACUUUGAAGAGCUGCCGGAUUUCAUGAAGACUGACAUUGAGGCGAUAUUCGUCAAACAUUAUGAAGAAUUGUACAAGAAUCUAUUCGAAUGA
Molecule: messenger RNA, 2865 nt
Organism: Caenorhabditis bovis
Lineage: Eukaryota; Metazoa; Nematoda; Chromadorea; Rhabditida; Rhabditidae
Source: the annotation of a GenBank genome assembly